Molecule: messenger RNA, 360 nt
Organism: Fraxinus pennsylvanica
Lineage: Eukaryota; Viridiplantae; Streptophyta; Magnoliopsida; Lamiales; Oleaceae
Source: the annotation of a GenBank genome assembly
AUGAAGGAGAAAGCAGUUGAACUUGUUGUGCGAAAUCUCCAUGAUAGAAAGCUAAAAUAUGGGAAAGAGCACGAGAUAAUUUAUGAGAAAAAGCUUGCCAAAGAGAGAAGCAAAGAUGAACACGUCUAUGCUGAUAAAGAUAAGUUUGUAGCAAGUGCUUACAAAAAGAAACUGGCAGAGCAGGCCAAGUGGCUGGAGGAAGAACGACUUCGUGAACUGAGAGAGGAGAAAGAUGAUGUCACAAAGAAGACUGACAUUAGUGAUUUCUAUUUCAACCUCGGAAAAAAUGUUGUUUUUGGUGGAGCGGCUGACUCGGGGAAGCCAAAAGAGAAACAAGAAGAAACAGUGAUUCUAUCAUGA